GAGAGCGAGCGAAGAAAAGCACAGAGAAACGGACGGGGUUAAGAAAUAAGAGAGAGAGAGAGAGAGAGAGAGAGAGAGAGAGAUAGAGAUAGAGAUAAAGGUUCACAGGAGGAUAUUUUUUAAUAUUGGGAGUUUUUAAAAAAGGACAACGCCGUGUGUAUAUGGAGUUAGGAGCUGUGUGUGUGUGUGACUGAGUGUGAGUGUGAGUGUGUGUGUGUGUGUGUGUGAGUGUGAAGGGAUCCGCCAUGGAUCUACUGGAUCUACUGGAUCUACUCAGCACAUGAAAGGACUCUACUGAUAAUAAUAACACAGGGUUUUUACAGGCUUUCGGCUUCAGCACACAGAGACAAUAAUAAUAAUAAUAAUAAUAAAACUCGACCGGUUUGGAGGCCUUACAUUUGUUUGCAGUUACAUUUCGCCUUGACAACAGUGCUGGAGAUUUGAUGUAAGUCUCUAUAAAGGAAACACAACCCGAGGACAAAAGGAGUUAUUUUUUCAUCACCGUCGUCCAUUUUUUACUCUGUAAUCCUGCUCUGAGAUUAAAAGUCCAGGCUCCAGGAGGAUCUUUAUCACACACACAGGUUGGAGUCAUGUCAGGUCGUCCCAGGACCACGUCCUUCGCAGAGAGCUGCAAACCCGUGGCUCAGCCUUCAGCCUUCGGCAGCAUGAAAGUCAGCAGAGACAAGGAUGGCAGCAAGGUGACUUCAGUGAUGGCGACUCCAGGCCAGGGGCCAGACCGGCCUCAGGAGGUCAGCUACACCGACACCAAGGUGAUCGGGAACGGCUCGUUCGGCGUCGUAUACCAGGCCAAACUGUGCGAGUCCGGAGAAAUGGUGGCCAUCAAGAAGGUGCUGCAGGACAAGAGGUUUAAGAACCGUGAGCUGCAGAUCAUGAGGAAGCUGGACCACUGCAACAUCGUCCGCCUCCGAUACUUCUUCUACUCCAGCGGUGACAAGAAGGACGAGGUGUAUCUGAACCUGGUGCUGGACUACGUCCCUGAGACGGUGUACAGAGUCGCCAGACACUACAGCCGAGCCAAACAGACCCUCCCCAUGGUUUACGUCAAGUUGUACAUGUAUCAGCUCUUCAGAAGUCUGGCCUACAUCCAUUCGUUUGGAAUCUGUCAUCGAGACAUCAAACCCCAGAACCUCCUGCUGGAUCCCGAGACAGCCGUGCUCAAACUCUGUGACUUUGGCAGCGCUAAGCAGCUGGUCCGUGGAGAACCAAACGUGUCCUACAUCUGCUCACGGUACUACAGAGCUCCUGAACUCAUCUUUGGAGCUACUGACUACACCUCCAGCAUAGACGUGUGGUCAGCAGGCUGUGUGCUGGCUGAGCUGUUGCUAGGGCAACCGAUUUUCCCCGGCGACAGCGGAGUGGAUCAGCUGGUGGAGAUCAUCAAGGUUUUGGGCACGCCCACCCGUGAACAGAUUCGAGAGAUGAACCCCAAUUACACAGAGUUCAAGUUUCCUCAGAUUAAGGCCCACCCGUGGACUAAGGUGAGUCAGCAGGUGUUCCGGCCACGCACACCUCCUGAAGCCAUUGCUCUGUGCUCUCGUCUGUUAGAGUACACACCCACGGCUCGGCUCACGCCGCUGGAGGCCUGUGCACACUCCUUCUUUGACGAGCUGAGAGACCCGAACAUUAAACUGCCCAAUGGGAGGGAGAAGCCAUCGCUGUUUAAUUUCACCACUCAAGAAUUGUCCAGUAACCCAUCCUUGGCCACCAUCUUGAUUCCUGCUCAUGCACGUAAUCAAGCAGGUGCCUCUACCCCCACCAAUGGCUCCAGCACUACAGACGCCAACAGUGGAGAACGCGGUCAGAUCACCAAUGCAGCCUCUGCCUCUGCCUCCAACACCUCCACCUGAGUGUCCCGCUCAACCAGCCCGGUCCAUCCAGGCGACGCCCCGCCCGUUCCCCGGAUCGGUGUGGGUGGGGUUUAAACCAUCCAACCACAACUCUUACUGAAACUGCAACAGCCAAACCAUAAUUUCAGUGCUUUCUGCACUGUUCAAACCGAACUCCCGGACAGAACCAUGACAGUGAUGAGAGUGAAAGAGAGAGAGGGUGAGCUGUGGCACAGGGGGAGAACUCGCAUCAUCAACCCUGUGGACAAUCUCGUAAUCAAAGCAAUCCAGUAGCCAAAUCCAUCUUCUUCCAUCUUACUUUAGCGAGCCUGCUGUUCAAAUGGGCUCUCUCUCUCUGUCUCUCACUUUCUCUCUUUCUUUCUUCCACACAAUCAAGUCUUAUACACACAGCAUCUGUCCGUCCACAUCCUCUUCCUCUUCACACCCUCGUCACCUGUAGUGCAUGGCUUGAAUUUGGUCGGGAGCACUCAGUAACUUAAAAAGGUACAGGUAAUCACUAAGAGCAACUUUUUUGUCAUCUGUGUGUGUGUGUGUGUGUGUGUGUGUAUAU
Molecule: messenger RNA, 2418 nt
Organism: Tachysurus vachellii
Lineage: Eukaryota; Metazoa; Chordata; Actinopteri; Siluriformes; Bagridae
Gene: gsk3ba
Product: glycogen synthase kinase 3 beta, genome duplicate a
Exons: 11
Coding region: 591-1868 (425 amino acids)
Biological process (GO): insulin receptor signaling pathway; protein phosphorylation; regulation of microtubule cytoskeleton organization
Cellular component (GO): cytoplasm; cytosol; glutamatergic synapse
Molecular function (GO): ATP binding; protein serine/threonine kinase activity; beta-catenin binding
Source: RefSeq, a predicted model, not a curated record